AUGCCGCCUUCUACCUCGUCUAGCGAUGGCGACAGCGAGCUCCCAAUAGACAUAGAGAAACAAGAUGACCAUGUUCAUCCUCACAGUCAAUGUGAGAAGGGCUGUCCGAGUCGACAGAAUGAUAAUGAGCAAGACGGUGACAGUCCCGCAGAGACGACAGAGGAUUGGCAGAUACCAACUGAGCCUGCCCUCGACACGGAAGCCGAUGGCGUGACCGGGACAUUAAACCGAGUGCUGAGUCGGAUAUCGACGAAAUCGAGCUGGAACCCCGGGCCACCACCGGACGGAGGCCGAGUUGCUUGGCUAGCCUGUCUCUGCGGGCAUUUAGCCAUAAUGAACACGUGGGGCUUCAUAAACUCCUUCGGCGUCUUCCAAACCUACUACGUCUCGACCCUGGGCCGGGCCCAGUCGGACAUAUCGUGGAUCGGCUCGAUCCAAGUCUUCCUGACCUUCUUCAUCGGGACCUUCACGGGGCGCAUGACGGACGCGGGUUUCUUCCGCCCGGUCCUCAUCAUAGGCACCGUGUUCAUGACGGUCGGCAUCUUCACGACGUCCGCGGCGACGCAGUACUGGCACCUGCUCCUCUCGCAGGGCCUAUGCAUGGGCCUCGGGUCGGGCUUCAUCUUCUGCCCGGCCAUCAGCACCGUCGCGACCUACUUCAGCAAGAAGCGGUCCCUCGCGAUCGGCAUAGCGGCCUGCGGCUCCGUGUCCGGCGGCCUGAUCUUCCCGGCCAUGGCGCGCCAGCUGCUGCCCUCCGUGGGCUUCGGCUGGGCCGUCCGCGCCAUCGGGUUCGUGCAGCUCGCGACGCUAGGCUUCGCCAUCUUCUUCAUGAAGUCGCGGCUGCCGCCGCGUCGCGCCGGCUCCCUCGUCGAGUGGCCCGCCUUCCGCGAGCUCGAGUACGCCUUCUACGCGGCCGCCAUCUUCUUCAACUUCUGGGGCGUCUACUUCGCCUUCUACUACCUCGCCGCCUUCAGCCGGUCGGCCCUCCUCAUGACUCCCAGCCUGAGCUACACCGAGUCCCUCAACCUGGUGCUGAUCUUGAACGGUAUAGGGAUCGUGGGACGCCUCUUGCCGAACCAUUUGGCGGAUAAGGUCGGGCCGCUGAAUAUGAUGAUUCCGACGUGCUUCGCGUGCGGCGUGUGCUUGCUCGCGUGGAUGGCGGUGCGGACGCCGGCGCAGCUGUAUGGCUGGACGUCUAUUUAUGGGAUUGCUGCCGGGUCGCUGCAGAGCUUGUUUCCGGCUGGUUUGAGUAGUCUGACGACGGACCUGCGGAAGCAGGGGACGCGGAUGGGGAUGGUGUUCACGAUUGUGAGUUUUGCGGUGCUAACCGGGAAUCCGAUUGCGGGCGCGAUUAUUGGUGCGAUGGAUGGGAAGUACUAUGGUGCGCAGGGGUUUACGGGCGCGUGUUUGAUUGUUGGCAUGGGGUUCUUGAUCGCGGCGAGGGUGGUGAGGAUGAGAAAGACGGGGCAGGGGUGGAAGGUCAAGAUUUAG
Messenger RNA from Annulohypoxylon truncatum, 1491 nucleotides. Its product is annotated as MFS general substrate transporter. NCBI's taxonomy places the organism in Eukaryota, Fungi, Ascomycota, Sordariomycetes, Xylariales, Hypoxylaceae. The record is from RefSeq and is a predicted model, not a curated record. The coding region runs from base 1 to 1491 and encodes 496 amino acids. Gene Ontology annotation, cellular component: fungal-type vacuole membrane. Gene Ontology annotation, molecular function: transmembrane transporter activity. Gene Ontology annotation, biological process: transmembrane transport. The transcript is spliced from 2 exons.